Opisthorchis viverrini is the source of this 957-nucleotide messenger RNA. RefSeq lists its product as hypothetical. Bases 1 to 957 code for a protein of 318 amino acids. The record is from RefSeq and is a predicted model, not a curated record. The transcript is spliced from 8 exons. NCBI's taxonomy places the organism in Eukaryota, Metazoa, Platyhelminthes, Trematoda, Opisthorchiida, Opisthorchiidae.
AUGCGCUUACCAUCUGCAAAGUGUAAAGUACCGCUGCUAGCUUUUUCCAACCUUCAACACCCAUGGCGCCGAAGUGACGUCAGUUUGUCCAUCAGGGCAGAGUUUGCACUGCAAUGGUGCGAUCCAUACUACUUCAUGGAUCAGAAACGUGGUCGGUACGUGCACAGGACAUACGGAAGAUGUCACUGUUUGGUCACCGAGGUCUCCAAUGCAUUGGUCAGGACAUGUACUCUGCAUGCUAGAAGACCAUUUGCCUCAGAAUUCUUUUUUCUCAUCCCCGCGCUGAAUGGAAGCGACCGAUGUGUGAACAGUGUACGACGUGGUAACGAAAUACGAAAACACCAGCCAGUAAACUUACUCGUGUCGGCAACUGCUGCCUCUCUGGAUGUGGACCCCGGAACUCAACUCACCAAUGUUAAUGUUGGGGCGAGAUGGCGUUGUGUUUGGAGCGCGGAUUCACUGACCGAAAGAUCCGUGGUUCGAACCCGACCUCUGCCUCUUGACUUCCCCUGUCUGGGCUUCAGCAGGCUGGCAGUAUCCAAGCCCUCGUGCCACCUUCUGGUGGCACGACAGUUAGGCACCGAAUGGAUCAAAUGUUUGUAUACUGGACAUGAGAUGCCAUUUGACUACGAUGUGAUAUCCCGUUACCUCUGUGGCGUGAAGUUUCGCCGCGCAUGCGCGAACAAAUUGCUGGAGAAUCACAAGGAUUACAUUGUCGAUUGCAAAGAAUCCGGAACUGAAUUUGCUCCUACCUCGGGGAAGUACAAGAACGCAUCCUAUUUCAAGGAAUCCAACGGGAUCAGUACAGCUGAAUUAGAAUCAGAUAGUGGUUCUCCAAGGGAGCCGGAGCAUACAGAACUGUCCGACGAACCGGGCCUUAAGAUGAGCUCUAUGAUGUUGUACUUGAACACGGUGAAGGCGAAAUUACCCUUCACUGAUCAACUGUACACUUCAUGA